AUUCCAUUUAUUUCUUCGCCAACUCAGCUUUUUCCCUAAUUCUUGAUUUUACGACGUGGAAACGAAAGAUCUCAGGUCGCCUGAGUUCUGCGAUUGAAUAUACACCAAAUUCUGUCUGGUGAAGGAACCAUUUUGUCAAACCACCCACUACAUGCGCUGAAAGCCACAUUACUGCUUUUUUCUACCCCCCUUACUUUCCACACAUAAUUCAAGAUGAGAUUGGACGUAAAGGUGAGAAUCACUUCUUUUCCUGCCAGCAAUCUGCGACAUUGGCAUAGCUGUCAAAUGCUAUGACUUCUUUGGUUAUACCUGCGAAUCAGGAUAGUAUCAACAACCUCAAACUGAGGGAGACGGUAUUGGUUGGGAAUAUGGCAUCAAUUACUAAUUCGAUUUACAAAUGUCAGAGGCAGCUAUUUGCACGAUCGGAAAGAGUGAAGGGAAUUGAUUUCCAUCCAGUCGAGCCAUGGAUUUUAACCACACUAUACAGCGGUAUGUUCCCGGGCGCAUGAAGUCUGGGGAUAGAGUAUUGAUACUUUUCAGGUCAUGUUUAUAUUUGGUCUUACGAAACUCAAGUUAGUAGCAUUUGUCUCGCGAUCCCCUCCUGCGCUGACCAUUUGUAGGCCAUCGUCAAGACAUUCGAGUUGACGGAUGUCCCUGUUCGAGCAGGUAGAUUUAUUGCUCGAAAGAAUUGGAUUGUUUGCGGUUCCGACGACUUUCAAUUACGAGUUUACAAUUACAAUACUUCGGAAAAGAUCACCACCUUCGAAGCCCAUCCAGAUUAUAUUCGCGCCAUCGUUGUUCAUCCUACGCAGCCUUUUGUUUUGACCGCCUCUGAUGAUAUGACAAUCAAGUUGUGGGAUUGGGACAAGGGUUGGAAAUGUGUGCAGGUAUUUGAGGGACACAGCCAUUAUGUUAUGGGUCUGGCUAUCAAUCCAAAAGACACAAACACAUUUGCAUCGGCUUGUUUGGACAGGACGGUAAAGAUCUGGAGUUUGGGAUCAUCCACAGCAAACUUUACGCUCGAGGCCCACGAAACGAAAGGUGUCAACCAUGUUGAUUACUACCCUCAAUCCGACAAACCAUAUCUUCUCACUACUUCAGACGACAGGACAGUCAAAAUUUGGGAUUACACUACGAAAUCUUUAAUUGCAACGCUAGAAGGCCACACCAGCAAUGUCUCGUUCGCAUGCUAUCAUCCAGAAUUACCCGUAAUUAUCUCCGGUUCUGAGGAUGGCACCGUCAAAAUAUGGCAUGCAAAUACAUACAGAUUGGAGCAGUCUUUAAGUUAUGGAUUGGAGAGAGCUUGGUGUGUUAGCUACCAAAGAGGGAAGCAGGGAGUUGCUGUGGGUUUCGACGAAGGUGCGGUGGUUGUAAAGAUGGGUCGAGAAGAGCCUGCAGUAUCGAUGGACAAUUCCGGAAAGUUGAUUUGGGCUAGACAUAGUGAAGUCGUCUCAUCUAUCAUCAAGGGCGGAGGUAAGUUUAUUUAUUUUUUUUUGCUUACGAGGUUAUGACUAAAUCGUGUGUAGAUGCUUCAGUGAAAGAUAACGAACCAAUUUCUUUACCUACGAAAGAUCUCGGCACUUGCGAAGUAUAUCCACAAACCCUUCUUCACUCUCCGAAUGGACGUUUUGUUUCAGUAUGCGGGGACGGCGAAUUCAUUAUUUAUACUGCUCUUGCAUGGAGGAAUAAGGCAUUCGGCUCGGCUUUGGAUUUUGUUUGGGGCUCGAAGGACAACAGUAAUGAUUACGCGAUACGAGAAUCAGGUACAAGCGUGAAGAUCUUCAAGAAUUUUGUGGAGAAAAGCGGUGGUCUUGAUGUUGGUUUCCAGGCUGAAGGUUUGACUGGCGGCGUUCUACUCGGUGUUAAGGGUCAAGGCGGUAUUGGUUUCUAUGACUGGCAAAGCGGUGGGCUGGUCAGGAGGAUUGAAGUUGAGCCAACGGAAGUACGUAUGCAUGCCGUGAAAUUGUAACUUGGCGCUGAUUGAUAUAGGUAUAUUGGUCUGAAAAUGGAGAGUUGGUUGCUAUUGCAUGCGAAGAUACUUUCUACGUCCUCAGAUUCUCGCGAGAGAAUUACGUUGCGGCUCUGAAUGCCGGAGAGGUUGAUGACGAUGGAGUCGAGGCUGCAUUUGAAGUCGUCACGGAUAUCAAUGAAACGUAUGUCCCACUAACUUCACACAAGCCCGCGAUACUAACGUAACCUAGUGUACGAACAGGUGAAUGGGUAGGUGACUGCUUCAUCUAUACCAACAGCACGAACAGACUGAACUACUUGGUUGGUGAUCAAACUUAUACCAUCUCUCACUUUGAUCAACCCAUGUACUUGCUUGGAUACAUUCAGCGCGACUCUCGCAUUUACCUCGCCGACAAAGAUGUCAAUGUCACUUCCUUUGCCCUUUCUCUCGCAGUUGUAGAAUAUCAAACAUUGGUCUUGAGAGAUGACAUGGACACUGCCGCAGAAGUACUUGGCACGAUUCCGGCCGACCAGCUUAAUAAAAUUGCCCGUUUCCUCGAAGGUCAAGGACAUAAGGAAUUGGCGUUGGAAGUUGCUACUGAUAAAGAACAUAAGUUUGAGCUGGCUCUCGCAUUAGGCCACCUUCCGAUAGCCCUCGAACUUGCCCGUGAAGCAGAUGCCGAGCAUAAAUGGAAGACAGUCGGUGAUGCAGCACUUGCUGGUUGGGAUGUUGCACUUGCCGCGGAAUGCUUCAAAAAUGCCAGGGAUCUUGGUUCGCUUUUAUUACUUCACUCAAGUACUGGUAAUAGAGAGGGACUCAAAGCAUUAAGUGUACAGGCGAGCGAUGCAGGCGCUCAUAAUGUUGCGUUUACAUGCCUUUGGCAAUUGGGAGACGUUGAUGGAUGUAUUGAGUUAUUGAUCAAGACUGGUAGAGCGGCGGAAGCUGUGCUGUUUUCACAAACAUAUAAGCCCAGUGUUACGGUCAAAACCGUGCACGCAUGGAAAGAUCAGUUGGAAAACGAUAAGAAAGGGAGGGUAGCUAAGACCGUCGGUGUACCCGGUGAAGAUGAAGAGCUUUUCCCUGAAUGGGAAGAAUAUCUAAGGUUGGAGCAAGAAGCCGGUGAGAACCUUAUUGAUGUUAAUGGGGAUGGACACGAGAAGAUUAAUGGAGAUGGGCCUGAUCCUGACGCUGAAGCCGUCGGGGAGGGCUUACUAGAGACGAAAGACGAUGAGGAAGAAUCAGAGGAAGAUUAGGAGUGGCGGAAAAAACCGGGGGUUUGUGCAUUUGGGAAUUUCUCAAAGGUAGUUAUAAAAGCGACUGUAGAGAUAAAUGUUGUAUUUUGAAAGAGAAUCAAAGAUUUAGUGUUUCUAGUUUGAGCAGUGAUAGACGAUGAGUAUUUAACUUUUAUCACUCGAAACGAUGAUGAGAACAAGAGUUACUAGUAGAGGAAGAUGAGCGGAAGGACUAGUGGUUAUGAGCGAGUUUACUGUCACGAAAUCAUUUUACAGAGUGUUACGGGUAACAGUCAACCUGUCUUUACAAACUUAGACCUCCCUGAAAAGCUAAGCAACUUGUAUAUUAAUUUGUAUAGCAAUUACUUUAUAUAGUUUUCCUAUUUUCAGCAAACUCGAAUAUAUAAUCUGAUCUUAAUUAUAUGAUAGAGUCUUUAGAAGUAUAGGCUUCUGUAAGCUUCUUGGAGUUUUCAGGAAUAUAGACUUCUAGAUACUCCCGAAAUGGAUUAGUAUAUAAUCAGAAUAGUUUUA
Messenger RNA from Sclerotinia trifoliorum, 3714 nucleotides. The record is from the annotation of a GenBank genome assembly. Lineage: Eukaryota; Fungi; Ascomycota; Leotiomycetes; Helotiales; Sclerotiniaceae.